This is a messenger RNA of Hydractinia symbiolongicarpus, 924 nucleotides long. RefSeq lists its product as uncharacterized. The record is from RefSeq and is a predicted model, not a curated record. The coding region runs from base 1 to 924 and encodes 307 amino acids. The transcript has a single exon. Lineage: Eukaryota; Metazoa; Cnidaria; Hydrozoa; Anthoathecata; Hydractiniidae. Gene Ontology annotation, molecular function: nucleic acid binding. Gene Ontology annotation, biological process: DNA integration.
AUGAUAGAUCAGCGGAGUAGAUAUCCUGUCGUGGCAUUCACAAACAAUACCACAGCAAAGAACUUCACCAACAUUUGUAACAAUACCUUUGGACACUUUGAAAAUCCGGAAACACUUGUUUCCGAUAAUGGACGACCGUUUCGUUCCAGUGAAGUGAAAAGAUAUAUGGAAAAGAGGAGAAUAUAUCAUAGGAGGAUUACGCCCCUAUGGCCACAAGCGAAUUCCGAGGUCGAGGGAUUCAUGUUACCAUUGACGAAAAUAAUCUGUACAUCACACAAUGAAAUCAAGUCGUACGUCGAAGAAGUGCAGAGCUUCUUGAUGGCGUACCGUAUAACACCUCAUUUUACAACAAAUAUUCCUCCAGCCGACCUUAUGUAUAAUCACAAAAUACGAUGUGCUAUUCUUGACUUUAUUAGCAACGUUGACGACUCCAUCGAACUACAGCUAAACAAAAAUGACCAAGACAGUACACAAAAAGCAAAAGAAUAUGCCGAUAACAACAGACACACACAAGAACAAGAACUAAACAUCGGUGACCGCGUUCUGGUGAAACAGGAAAAGAUAAACAAAGUGACACCUCCUUUCAAUCCGAAUCCAUACCACGUUACUGAUAUCAAAGGAACGAUGAUCACUGCGAUGAAUAAGGAAACGGAACACCAGAUCACCCGUAACAUAUCUCAUUUCAAACCAAUUCAAGAUACUGCCAAACAUGUGCCAAUAAAAAUAGACACUGAGGAUGAAGGUGAUGAAGACCACCACAUGAUCGUUCACAGACCUGAACUUGAGAAUAGCUGCCCCGAAUCUACCUCUAAAACAACCAUGACAAACAACUCUGCGUCACAGCGAACGUCGAAAGAACCGCAGUCGAGAAAGACAUAUCCAAAACGAUAUAGAAGACAAAUACAAGAAUGGAAAACACACUAA